CCCUGCAAGUUGCGAUCUGCAGACAGAGGCAGGGCUGGUCCGGGGUUUCAUGCCCCCAGGGAGCAGGGCACCCGGUGGGACUCGCGCCCACCCUCUCCUCGGGUGUCGUGCUCCCUGGGAAGCGCCUGCCUGUCUACCCAGAGAGCGGGAGGCUCCAGGCGCGGCCGGGGCACCGUGGACAGAUGCGCUCGGUCCUCACCAGCGGCGCUGCGCAGCAGACCCUGCGGUGCCUCGGGAAGGCGGGCGUUCCUCCCUGCUCCCACCCUUUCCCAGCGUGUGCACUCGAUUCUUCCCUGGGGAAAAGAGGAGGAUUUUCUAUUUUUUAACAUUUCAUUUCACGAAACCAUUUUUUUUUUUUUUUAAGUGGUGGCGCUGAACACACUCUUUGCAGACGGGGGCAGCACUUUCCCUCCUGACCCCAACCUGGAAACCCCAGCGUGACUUCAGCGCUGUCAGAGCAUUGGAAGCAGAGCCGCGAGUUAGGAAGCGGCUCGCUGGCAGCUGGGCACGUUUCUUUCUUGCGAGGUUGGCUUUUUAAAUUUGCUCUUUUUCACGUGAAAAUGUUCAGCUUCAUUGUUAGACGCCUUUAGACAUGGUUAUCGCUAUUUAAAGCCUUGUUUUUUUUUUUUUUGACAAAUAGUUUGCAUUUUAUUCAUUGAAACAGAGAACAAACACCAUCCUGCUUUUUGGGGUGGCUUCCUAUUUCAAGGAGACAUGCCAAGGUAAUUUGGACCCAGAGGAGGAAUGAUGUAGCUACCUUCAAACCUUCCCUUCUUAAACACCCAGGCUGUAACAUCUACAUCUACAUCUAAUUUUGCCAACUUUUUAAGGAUUUAUCUCUUCUCUGAGUGGCAAGUGACUUAAACCAAUCAUAGAGCUGGAAGAGCUACAUCUUUUUGAAAAAGUUCACUUACGUAGGAAUGUUUGUUCUCCCAUUGGAAACUGGGACAGAAUAUUGAGCUUUUUAAAAUAGUCACCCUAUCAUCAAACAGGUCCCCUCUUGCUGUUGGCUGCACAUCAGGAAGGCUAUGAUGGGAAUGAAGGUGAAAACUUGGAGAUUUCACUUAAGUCAUUGCUUCUGCCUGAAAGAUCAUCCUUUAAAAGUAGAGAAGCUGCUCUGUAUGGUGGUUAAUUCCAAGAGGCAGAACGCAUUCUAGAAGGAAAUGGAUGCAAGCAGCUCCGGGGGCCCCAAAAGCGUGCUUCCUGUGGUCUAGCCCAGGGAAGCCCUUCCGUGGGGACCCUGGCUUCCAGGGAUGCCACCAGUUCUGGACGCAUGGCUGAUUCCUGAAUGAUGAUGGUUCGCCGGGGGCUGCUUGCGUGGAUUUCCCGGGUGGUGGUUUUGCUGGUGCUCCUCUGCUGUGCCAUCUCUGUCCUGUACAUGUUGGCCUGCACCCCAAAAGGUGACGACGAGCAGCUGGCACUGCCCAGGGCCAACAGCCCCACGGGGAAGGAGGGGUACCAGGCCGUCCUGCAGGAGUGGGAGGAGCAGCACCGCAACUACGUGAGCAGCCUGAAGCGGCAGAUCGCACAGCUCAAGGAGGAGCUGCAGGAGAGGAGUGAGCAGCUCAGGAACGGGCAGUACCAAGCCAGCGAUGCUGCUGGCCUGGGGCCUGACAGGAGCCCCCCAGAGAAAACCCAGGCCGACCUCCUGGCCUUCCUGCACUCACAGGUGGACAAGGCAGAGGUGCACGCUGGUGUCAAACUGGCCACAGAGUAUGCAGCAGUGCCUUUUGAUAGCUUUACUCUACAGAAGGUGUACCAGCUGGAGACUGGCCUUACCCGCCACCCCGAGGAGAAACCCGUGAGGAAGGACAAGCGGGAUGAGUUGGUGGAAGCCAUUGAAUCGGCCUUGGAGACCCUGAACAAUCCUGCAGAGAACAGCCCCAACCACCGUCCUUACACAGCCUCUGAUUUCAUAGAAGGGAUCUACCGAACAGAAAGGGACAAAGGGACAUUGUACGAGCUCACCUUCAAAGGGGACCACAAACACGAAUUCAAACGGCUCGUCUUGUUUCGACCAUUUGGCCCCAUCAUGAAAGUAAAAAAAGAAAAGCUCAACAUGGCCAACACGCUUAUCAAUGUUAUCGUGCCUCUAGCAAAAAGGGUGGACAAGUUCCGGCAGUUCAUGCAGAAUUUCAGGGAGAUGUGCAUUGAGCAGGAUGGGAGAGUCCAUCUCACUGUUGUUUACUUUGGGAAAGAAGAAAUAAAUGAAGUCAAAGGAAUACUUGAAAACACUUCCAAAGCUGCCAACUUCAGGAACUUUACCUUCAUCCAGCUGAAUGGAGAAUUCUCUCGGGGAAAGGGACUUGAUGUUGGAGCCCGCUUCUGGAAGGGAAGCAACGUCCUUCUCUUUUUCUGUGAUGUUGACAUCUACUUCACAUCUGAAUUCCUCAAUACGUGUAGGCUGAAUACACAACCAGGGAAGAAAGUAUUUUAUCCAGUUCUUUUCAGUCAGUACAAUCCUGGCAUAAUAUACGGCCACCAUGAUGCAGUCCCUCCCUUAGAACAGCAGCUGGUCAUAAAGAAGGAAACUGGAUUUUGGAGAGACUUUGGAUUUGGGAUGACGUGUCAGUAUCGGUCGGACUUCAUCAAUAUAGGUGGGUUUGAUCUGGACAUCAAAGGCUGGGGCGGAGAGGAUGUGCACCUUUAUCGCAAAUAUCUCCACAGCAACCUCAUAGUGGUGCGGACGCCCGUGCGAGGACUCUUCCACCUCUGGCAUGAGAAGCGCUGCGUGGACGAGCUGUCCCCUGAGCAGUACAAGAUGUGCAUGCAGUCCAAAGCCAUGAACGAGGCGUCCCACGGCCAGCUGGGCAUGCUGGUGUUCAGGCACGAGAUAGAGGCUCACCUUCGCAAACAGAAACAGAAGACGAGUAGCAAAAAAACAUGAACUCCCAGAGAUGGGUGGGGGGAGACACUCUCUCUUUCCUUUUGCAAUUACUGAAAGUGGCUGCAACAAAGAAAAGACUUCCAUAAAGGACGACAAAAGAACUGGACCCCUGGGUCAGAGACGAGAGAGCCUCCGAUUUCUCUCUGUUCGGCUUUUUACAACAGAAAUCAAAAUCUCCACUUUGCCUGCAAAACUAGCCCAGUAGCACCCUGCGAAGUGUCUGACAAAGGCAGAAUGCUUGUGAGAUUAUAAGCCUAAUGGUGUGGAGGUUUUGAUGGUGUUUACAACAAACAGACCUAUUGUUUUGUGUGCUCACUGAAAUAUUCAUGAUUUAAGAGCAGUUUUGUAAAAAGUUCAUUAGCAUGAAAGGCAAGCAUAUUUCUCCUCAUAUGAAUGAGCCUAUCAGCAGGGCUCUUGUUUCUAGCAGUGCUAAAAUAUCAGAAGGCAGAAGAGGAGAUGUGCUUAUUCUGAUCCUAGUGAGUACAUUAAGCAAAAUCAAAUGGACCGGAAAAGAAACCGUAAAUAUCGUGUUUUUUUUUUUCCCCAAGAUUAACCAAACAUAAUCUGCUUAUCUUUUUGGUUGUCCUUUUAACUGUCUCCGUUUGUUUCUUUUUAUUUAAAAAUGCACUUUUUUUUUUCGCUUGUGAGUUAGUCUGCUUAUUUAAUUACCACUUUGCAAGCCUUACAAGAGAGCACAAGUUAGCCUACAUUUUUAUAUUUUUAAAGAAGAUACUUUUAGAUGCAGUUUGAGAACUUUCAGUUCAAAGCAUCAAACUGAUCCCGUAUCCGAGGACAUGCCAAAUGCUGCUUCAGUCUGGCACUGAGUGUCAGGCCUGGAGACAUAGGGAAGGAAUGGUUUGUACUGAUGGAGAUAUACAGAUACUUUAUCUGAAGAGUGUUUUCGAAGAGGAGCAACUGAACACUGGAGGAAAGCAAAAUGACACUUGAUGCUUUACAGAAAAGGAAACUUAUUCAGACUGGUGAUAUUGUGAUGUAACGAAAAGUCAGAAACCACAUUUUCCCCUCAGAAGUGGGGACCGCUUUCUUACCUGUUUAAAUAAACCAAAGUAUACCGUGUGAACCAAACAAUCUCUUUUCAAAGCAGGGUGCUCCUCCUGGCUUCUGGCUUCCAUAAGAAGAAAUGGAGAAAAUACAUCUAUAUAUAUUUUGUGACAGAUCAGUCCAUCUGCCAGAAUCUAGUGGGAUGGAAGUUUUUGCUACAUGUUCAUCCACCCCAAGCCGGGUGGAAGUAACUUAAUUCGUUUUUAAAUUAAGCAGUUCUACUCGAUCACCAAGAUGCUUCUGAAAAUUGCAUUUUAUUACCGUUUCAAACUAUUUUUUAAAAAUGAAUACAGUUCACAUAGAGUGGUUUCUACAUUCAUGUGAAAAUUAUUAGCCAGCACCAGAUGCAUGAGCUAAUUAUCUAUUUGAGUCCUUGCCUUCUGUUUGCCCACAGUAAACUCAUUGUUUAAAAGCUUCAAGAACAUUCAAGCUGUUGGUGUGUUAAAAAUGCAUUGUAUUGAUUUGUACCGGUAGUUUAUAAAAUUUAAUUAAAACACAGGCCAUGAAUGGAAGGUGGUAUUGCACAGCUAAUAAAAUAUGAUUUGUGGAUAUGA
Molecule: messenger RNA, 4503 nt
Organism: Cercocebus atys (sooty mangabey)
Lineage: Eukaryota; Metazoa; Chordata; Mammalia; Primates; Cercopithecidae
Gene: CSGALNACT1
Product: chondroitin sulfate N-acetylgalactosaminyltransferase 1
Exons: 10
Coding region: 1289-2887 (532 amino acids)
Cellular component (GO): Golgi cisterna membrane
Molecular function (GO): glucuronosyl-N-acetylgalactosaminyl-proteoglycan 4-beta-N-acetylgalactosaminyltransferase activity
Source: RefSeq, a predicted model, not a curated record